UAAAGCAGUAUGGCGAACAGUGAAAAAAACAAAGUGAAGUUUGAGGUUGGUGAUGACGAGGAUAAAUCUGAGUCUGAGAGGAUGGAAACCAAGCAGUCAGAAAGUCGAUUAGACGGUGAUGAAGAGAAGACUCCAAUCAACUCCCCAAUGGCACGAGACAAUCGUCAGCAGUCACCAGCCAGAUUAAAGUAUGGCUCAAGUCUGAGCGACCAUUGUCUGUCUCCUAAGCGACAGUUGUUUCAGCCCCGUCUGAUGUACAGCAUGUCCACCAAGAGAAACUCACAAACCCAGUUCUCAGAAAGCAUAGUGCACUCAAUGUCGGGAGCUACCAACUUAGACACCAAAGGGAAAAAACUGAGCCUGUCACCUAAAGAUUGUGUAGUAGCAACACCAGAGGAAUUUGUCAAGAGAUUCGGCGGAAAUCAUGUUAUAAAUAAGGUAUUGAUAGCCAACAAUGGUAUAGCUGCAGUAAAAUGUAUGAGGUCAAUCAGAAGAUGGUCGUAUGAGAUGUUCCGCAAUGAGAAGGCUGUCAGAUUUGUUGUCAUGGUUACACCAGAAGAUUUAAAAGCAAAUGCUGAAUAUAUCAGGAUGGCAGACCAGUAUGCACAAGUUCCAGGAGGAUCUAAUAAUAAUAACUAUGCUAAUGUGGACCUGAUUCUGGACAUAGCUAAACGAACACAAGUACAGGCUGUAUGGGCAGGGUGGGGACAUUCAUCAGAGAAUCCAAAACUACCAGAACUUCUACAUAAAAACAAUAUUAUAUUUAUUGGACCACCAGAGUAUGCUAUGUGGGCAUUAGGAGAUAAGAUAGCUUCAUCAAUAGUGGCCCAGACAGCUAACGUCCCUACACUACCAUGGAGUGGUUCAGGGUUGACAGUAGAUUGGGAUGAGAAGAAAGGUCACCGUGUUACAGUGCCUAAUGAUGUUUUUAAGAAAGCUUGUGUUAAAGAUGGUGAUGAAGGAUUAAAGGCUGCUAAGAAGAUUGGAUUCCCUGUUAUGAUCAAAGCCUCUGAAGGAGGAGGAGGGAAGGGUAUAAGGAAGGCUGAGAGUGAAGUAGAUUUCCAUAACUUGUUUAGACAGGUGCAAACAGAAAUUCCAGGUUCUCCCAUCUUUAUCAUGAAGAUGGCGUUAUCAGCCAGGCAUUUAGAAGUACAGAUUUUAGCAGAUAAUUAUGGGAAUGCUGUAUCCCUGUUUGGUCGUGACUGUUCUAUACAGAGAAGACAUCAGAAGAUUAUAGAGGAGGCACCAACAGCUAUAGCUAGUCCUGAUGUGUUUGAAAUGAUGGAAAAGGCAGCUGUCACUUUAGCUAAGAUGGUUGGUUAUGUCAGUGCUGGGACAGUAGAAUAUCUCUACAACUCAGAAGAUGACACUUUCCAUUUCCUAGAAUUAAAUCCAAGAUUACAGGUGGAACAUCCAUGUACAGAAAUGGUGGCCGAUAUCAACCUCCCUGCUGCUCAGCUACAGAUUGCUAUGGGUUUACCACUGUACAGAUUGAAAGACAUCAGAAGUUUGUAUGGCUUGGAUCCAUGGGAACCUACUAUAAUAGAUUUUGAGCAACCUACCUUUAAACCAAGCCCAAGGGGUCAUGUGAUAGCAGCUAGGAUAACAAGUGAAAAUCCAGAUGAGGGAUUUAAACCAAGCUCUGGAACUGUGCAAGAAUUGAAUUUUAGAAGCAGUAAGAAUGUCUGGGGAUACUUCAGUGUGGUAGCAUCAGGAGGGCUCCAUGAAUUUGCUGACUCACAGUUUGGACAUUGUUUCUCUUGGGGAGAGGACAGACAUGACGCUAGAGAAAACUUGGUUGUAGCAUUGAAGGAACUGUCCAUUAGAGGUGAUUUCAGGACAACAGUAGAAUAUUUGAUCAAACUCUUAGAGACUGAGGAAUAUCAGAACAAUCGUAUAUCUACAGCCUGGUUAGACAAACUGAUCUCUGAGAAAGUCCAGGCUGAGAAACCCCCUACCAUGUUAGGGGUCAUCUGUGGGGCAUUACAUAUAGGAGAUCAAACCAUAACCACUAGCUUCCAGAACUUCCAGGCUUCUUUAGAAAAAGGACAGAUCUUACCAACACAUUCCCUGAAUAACAAGGUGGAUGUAGAGUUUAACUAUGACUUUAUCAAAUAUCGUACACAGGUUGUGAAAACAGGAGUUAGUACUUAUUUCAUCAGUAUGAAUAAAUCCUUUAUUGAUAUUGAAGCCCACAGACUGAGUGAUGGAGGGUUGUUGAUAUCAUUCGAUGGAUCCAGUCAUACCACCUAUAUGAAAGAGGAGGUUGAUAGUUACAGGAUAACUAUUGGUAACAGAACAUGUGUUCUACAUAAAGAAAAUGACCCAACAGUCCUCAGGUCCCCCUCAGCAGGAAAGUUACUGAACUACACUGUAGACGAUGGUGGACAUGUAUUUGCUGGUGCUACCUAUGCUGAGAUGGAGGUGAUGAAGAUGGUCAUGGAAUUACGGGUGUCAGAAAAUGGAUGUGUCCACUUUGUCAAGCGACCAGGAGCUGUACUAGAUACUGGUAGUUAUGUAGCAAGGUUAGACUUGGAUGAUCCUAGUCGUGUUCAACAGGCAGAACUCUUCAUGGGGUCAUUACCUACAUUACAAAACCCACUGAACCAUGGAGAAAGGAUGCAUCAAGUUUUCCAGAGAACUAGAACGGAGUUAGAGAACUUAUUAGCAGGAUAUGUACUGCCAGAGCCUUUCUUUAGUACAAGGGUGAAGAAAUCAGUAGAAACUUUAAUGAAAUGUCUGAGGGAUCCUUCAUUGCCAUUACUUGAAAUGCAGGAAUUGAUUUCAAUUAUCUCUGGACGAGUACCAACACAUGUAGAGAGAUCAAUAAAGAAGUUACUACAGACAUAUGCCAGUAAUAUAACAUCCGUACUAAAUCAAUUCCCAAGUCAGCAGAUAGCUACUGUAAUCGAUGGCCAUGCUGCUACGCUUACAAAGAAAACAGAAAGAGAAAACUUCUUCAUGACAACCCAGGGCAUUGUACAGCUAGUACAAAGAUACAGAAAUGGUAUCCGUGGACACAUGAAGACAGUUGUUCAGGAUUUACUGAAACAGUAUCUGAGAGUAGAACAACAGUUCCAACAAGGUCAUUAUGAUAAAUGUAUCACUAAGUUGAUGGAGAAGAAAACUGAUGACAUGUCAGCCGUAGCUGCCAGUAUUAUAUCUCACCUGGCUGUCAAACAGAAAAAUAAACUCAUUAUCUUACUGAUUGAACAUUUAUUUGGCAAAGAACCAGGCUUGACCGAUGACUUGGCUUCUAUCUUGACAGAACUGACCACCCUUAACAGACAAGAUAAUAGUAGUGUAGCACUGAGAGCCAGACAGGUUCUGAUAGCAGCCCAUCUUCCACCAUAUGAACUUAGACACAAUCAGAUGGAAUCUAUUUUCCUGUCUGCCAUAGACAUGUAUGGGCCAGAAUACAAUCCUGAUAACUUACAGAAAAUAAUUUAUGCUGAGACUGCAAUCUAUGAUGUUCUACAGGAUUUUUUCUGGCAUUCUAACUCCCUUGUCAGAAUGGCAGCUUUAGAAGUAUAUAUAAGAAGAGCUUACAUAGCCUAUGAUGUGAAUUGCGUACAGCAUUGUGAAAUAGAUGAAGAUUUAUGUAUAGUGGAGUUUAAGUUUUUACUUCCCAGAUCUCAUCCUAACAGACAUGACAGUUGUUUAUUUGAGGGAUAUUUUUAUCCACCAGCUAGAGACAUGGCUGCAUUAUCAAGAAUGAUGGUGAUGAGGUUUGAUAGUUCAGAUAAGAUGACUGAGAUAAAGGAUGACCCUACUGCAGCCCACAUUGACCAGUUACAUGAUACACCAGUAUGUCAGAGAACAGGAAUCAUGGCAUCAUUUAACUCUCUAGAGGCUUUUGAUAAUAAAUUUGACAAGAUAAUGGAGAGAUUUUCCAUGGAUGGUAGCCCGUCAGACAGUCCUAACUUGUUCACAGAUAUAGGUUCUCCUCCAACAAAAGGAGAAGAUACAAUUUCAAUACAUAGUCUGUCAGAUGUAGAUGAACCUAUACAUAUCAUUAAUGUGGCCAUCAGAUCGUCGGAGGUGUAUGAAGAUAAUGUUCUGUCUACCAUGUUUGAGAACUUCUGUAAAUCAAAGAGAGAAAUGAUGAAUGAGAGAGGCAUUAGAAGGAUUACAUUCUUUAUAGCAUCUAAGAAAAAAUUUCCAAAAUAUUUCACAUACAGAGCCAAAUUCAAUUUUUCAGAAGACUCAAUUUACCGCCACUUAGAACCAGCUUUAGCUUUUCAGUUAGAGAUUAACAGAAUGAGAAACUUUGAUUUAGAGGCUAUUCCUGUUUCAAAUCACAAGAUGCAUUUAUAUCUUGGUAAAGCUAAGGUUGCCAAAGGUCAGGAGGUCACAGACUACAGAUUUUUUGUUAGAGCUAUUAUACGUCAUUCAGAUCUUGUUACUAAGGAAGCCUCCUUUGAGUUUCUACAGAAUGAAGCAGAGAGAACUUUAUUAGAGGCCAUGGAUUCACUGGAAGUGGCAUUCUCUCAUCCUGCUUCAAGGAAGACAGAUUGUAAUCAUGUGUUUUUGAACUUUGCUCCAACAUUGACACUGACAGAGCCAGGAAAGUUAGAGGAGACUGUAAGAAGUAUGGUAAUGAGGUAUGGUACCAGGCUCUGGAAGAUGAGAGUUUUACAUGCUGAACUUAAAUUUGUCAUCAGACUUUCACCUGGAGCACCAAGACUACCAAUCAGAUUGUUCCUUACAAAUGAAAGUGGAUACUACUUAGAUAUCAGUCUGUACAGAGAGGAAACAGAUUCUAGGACAGGACAGAUCAUGUUCAAGGCCUACGGGACCAAGCAGGGACCACUACAUGGACUGUUAGUCAGUGCGCCAUAUGUUACAAAGGACCAUUUACAACUAAAGAGAUUUCAGGCCCAGCAGUCAGGGACGACAUAUGUAUAUGAUUUCCCUGAAAUGUUCAAACAGGGAUUACUGAAGCAGUGGAAAGAGUAUAUUGUUCUACAUAAGUUAAAGGAGAGUGAUAUACCAGAAGACCCUUACUCCUGUACAGAACUCGUACUAGAUAACAGAGGCAACCUACUGAUGCAAAACAGGCUACCAGGUCAAAAUGAGGUUGGUAUGGUAGCCUGGCAGUUAACAUUGAAGACCCCAUUAUACCCCAAUGGUAGAACCAUCAUUGUUAUUUGUAAUGAUAUCACAUAUAAGAUUGGAUCAUUUGGACCACAAGAAGAUGUAUUAUUUAAGAGAGCAUCUGAGCAUUCAAGAAGACAUGGAUAUCCCAGGAUUUAUAUAUCCGCUAACAGUGGAGCCAGAAUAGGCCUGGCAGAAGAAGUCAAACAUCUAUUUAAAGUAGCGUGGGAGGAUAAUACUGACCCCGACAAGGGUUUCAAAUAUUUGUACUUAAGUCCAGAAGAUUUUAAGAAAGUGAGUGCUAUGAACUCUGUCAGGGCUGAAUUAAUACAAGAUGGAGGAGAAUCUAGAUACAAAAUUACAGAUAUUAUAGGAAGAGACGAUGGACUAGGUGUAGAGAAUUUAAAAGGUUCUGGUAUGAUAGCUGGAGAGACGUCUAAAGCUUAUGAUGAAAUUGUUACAAUUAAUCUGGUGACAUGUAGAGCUAUUGGUAUAGGUGCAUAUUUAGUGAGGCUAGGGCAGAGAACAAUCCAAGUAGAAAACUCUAACAUUAUCCUGACAGGUGCUAGUGCCCUCAAUAAGGUCCUCGGUAAAGAAGUCUACACAAGUAAUAACCAGCUAGGUGGGGUACAGAUCAUGUAUAAUAAUGGAGUGUCACAUGACGUGGUAGCUAAUGACUUUGAUGGAGUUGUCCAAAUAUUACAGUACUUAUCUUACAUGCCAGAGAAACAUGGCAGUCCUUUACCAUUAAUGAGUUUAUUACAUGACCCUGUAGAUAGGAAUAUAGAGUUUGUACCUACAAAGGCACCCUAUGAUCCUAGGUGGAUGUUAGCUGGAAGGCCUCAUCCUGAUAGAAAGACAGUUUGGCAGUCUGGUUUUUUUGACCAAGGUUCAUUCAGUGAGAUCAUGGCUGGAUGGGCACAAACAGUGGUUGUUGGCAGGGCAAGGCUAGGAGGUAUACCUAUGGGAGUUGUUGCCGUAGAAACAAGAACUGUGGAAACUUCUACACCAGCAGAUCCUGCCAAUUUAGAUUCAGAACUCAAGAUUUUACAGCAAGCUGGUCAGGUAUGGUUCCCAGACUCAGCCUAUAAAACAGCUCAGGCACUUAAAGAUUUUAACAGAGAGGAAUUACCAAUAAUGAUCUUUGCUAACUGGAGAGGAUUUUCUGGGGGAAUGAAAGACAUGUAUGACCAAGUGUUAAAGUUUGGAUCCUAUAUUGUGGAUGCUUUAGUAGAAUACAAACAGCCAAUCAUGAUUUAUAUUCCACCAAAUGGAGAGUUGAGGGGCGGAGCUUGGGUUGUUGUAGAUCCAUCAAUCAAUCCUACCCACAUGGAAAUGUUUGCUGAUGAGUUAUCAAGGGGUGGUGUUCUUGAACCAGAAGGCACUGUUGAAAUUAAAUUCCGAGAGAAAGAUUUACUGACAACAAUGAAACGUAUAGAUUCUGUAACGAGGAAAAUUGUAGAAAACUUAAACAGUCCUGAAUUAUCAGAGGAAGAAAUAAAAACUUUGGAAGAUCAGAUGAAAAAGAGAAAGGAUUUAUUACUACCUAUGUACCACCAGGUGGCAGUAUUGUUUGCUGACCUCCAUGACACACCUGGUCGUAUGGAUGAGAAGGGAGUUAUUAGUGAUGUUUUAGAAUGGCAGAGAAGUAGAGAGUUUUUCUACUGGCACGUUAGACGAAGAUUACUAGAGAAUGAAGUUAAGAACAGGAUUCGUCAGAUCACAGACAGUCAGAGUGAAGGACAGUUAAAGUCUAUGAUUGGCCGAUGGUUUGUAGAGGAUCAAGGAGCUAUUAAUGCUUAUAAAUGGGAGGAUGACAAAGCUGCUGUAGAAUGGUUACUAGAACAAAAGAAAGAUGGAGCUGACAAUUCAAUAGAUGACAACAUUAGAUGUUUACAUAGAGAACAUGUGUUACAGAAAGUUAGAAGUUUGUUACAAGAUUAUCCAGAGGUUGCCAUGGAUUCAAUAGUACAUAUAACUCAACACAUGACAGCAAGCCAACGUACAGAGGUAUCCAGAAUUCUAGCCAGUAUGGACUCUUGACCAGGGACAAAAAACUUAGACACUUAAUUCUAUAAUUUUAUAUUUAUCAAUUAUGAAAAAGAAUUAAAUAUGUUGCCAGUACUUAAUUAGAACAUUCUUAGCAGUAAGCUGUGUUAUAUCAGUGAUACUGCUUGUCUGUGAUAAAUAGUAACAAAUCAGUGGAUGCAUUUAACAUUGAAUCUUACAGUGCUAUAAAGCUGCUUAUAACCUAACAGUGCUAUCAAAUAAGGUUGUACAGAUCAGAUAUUUAUAUUAUAAUAUAAAGCAUGCAAUGUGUUAGAUAUGGGCAUUUAAAUUCAGAAAAUUAAUUUUCAAUCACUUUCAAUAACAUUUGAUAAAUAGGAACAUUGUAAAUAACUUUGUCAUCAUACCUCCUUUGUAAUUUUAAAUUAUAUUUUGUAUCAGUAUUGUGAUAAAAGCCACCAUGACCAAUGAAUACUUUUUUUAUUUGUAUGUUUUGUUAUUGUUUUUGUACUCAAGUAAUUAUGUGUAAAUUUUUGUUUUUGUGUUUCACGGCUGUCCCUUUUGUUUUGAAUAAAUAAGAUUUUGUUGUGUAGGAAACAAGAAGCUUCUUUUGAAUCUUUAAACAGAUUAUUAACCCACCAUCUCCUUUCAUUCUUAAAAACUAGGAUCCUUAAAUAAAUCUGGAUAAAACAAAUAAGAAAUAUCUAAGUCAAUGGUAGUAAACAGUUAAUUAAGAUAUCAAUUUAUUUGUGUCAGUAAUGUUUUAUUUAAUUGUAAAAAUAUAAAUGGAAGCACUUAAAGUGGGUUGAUUGCACUUAAUUCUUUAAAGAUUGUACUUAAGUCAACAUUUCUGAAUACUGAGAUACUAGAAAAAAUGCAUUUAAUUAUAUUACUUGUACUUGCAUCAAUCUCUUACCAAAGUCAAAGUAGACACAUAUAUUCAAUGCAGAAAAACAAAGUUGUGUCACCAAGUUGAUGCUAAGAUAUAACCGGUUCAUUGUCCAAGAUUGUUUAUAUACAAAUGAUAUGAAGGGUCAUACAUGUAUGCAGCCAUGGCUCAUAUAUAAUAUAUCUACAGAUGAUUUUUAUUUGAUGUGAAAAACUCUGCUAUAUUAUAAUUAUUGCACAUUAUAUAAUCUGAUGUAAGUUAUGUAUAUUAGAUCGUAGGAUAUUUGUAUCAUUUCUGCUCUUUGUUGAUCUUUUGUUUUCUUAUUGUUAUUUGAAUUGUUUCUGUUUAUUUUUUCACAUAAUAAAUAUUUAGUGUUAAGUUUAUCAAUGAGAUAAUGUCAUCAAUAUUUCCAUGUUUUAUAAAUCUAUAUUUCUAUUCAUGUCUUAUUUAUUAUUUAUAAACAAGUAUUUAUCUCUAUUGUUGUUGAUUUCUAGACAGCAGCUAAUUAUUAUUAAUAUUAUUCAAAAAAUGUUAUAGUUAUAUUACUGUUUAAAGUGACUGUUUCUUUCACACCAAUCUCCAUUUAAUAAGAUCUUUUGUAUCUAUGGAAAUGAAACAAUAAAAUUUCAUUGGAAUAUCUUAUAU
Mytilus trossulus (common blue mussel) is the source of this 8638-nucleotide messenger RNA. Its product is annotated as acetyl-CoA carboxylase-like. Gene Ontology annotation, molecular function: acetyl-CoA carboxylase activity; ATP binding; metal ion binding. Gene Ontology annotation, biological process: fatty acid biosynthetic process. Bases 10 to 7140 code for a protein of 2376 amino acids. Gene Ontology annotation, cellular component: mitochondrion. NCBI's taxonomy places the organism in Eukaryota, Metazoa, Mollusca, Bivalvia, Mytilida, Mytilidae. The record is from RefSeq and is a predicted model, not a curated record. The transcript is spliced from 54 exons.